Molecule: messenger RNA, 1040 nt
Organism: Exophiala mesophila
Lineage: Eukaryota; Fungi; Ascomycota; Eurotiomycetes; Chaetothyriales; Herpotrichiellaceae
Exons: 3
Coding region: 175-534 (119 amino acids)
Biological process (GO): post-chaperonin tubulin folding pathway; tubulin complex assembly
Cellular component (GO): cytosol; microtubule cytoskeleton
Molecular function (GO): beta-tubulin binding
Source: RefSeq, a predicted model, not a curated record
CUAGAACAGAACACGCAAACCAGACCACAAGAAAGACGACUAAAUCCACCACUCAACAAGUCAUACCUGUCAACACUACCCGGAGACUAGUACACCAAGCCUUACGUGCAGGUGUAGAAGAGUGUGUCAUACAAAACUUUGUGCCAACAUCAUCUCCAUCAACAGUCUAUUCUGAUGGCACCAUCACAGAUUCAGAUUGCGACCUCGUCACUGCAGCGUCUGCUCAAGGAAGAGGCCUCUUACUACAAAGAACAAGAGCAGCAGGAAGCGAGAAUCCAAAAGCUCGAGAAGCAAGAUCCAGCUACCUCCGCUGACAGUGAUGGCAAUCAAGCUUUCCUCUUGAAGCAAGAGCGUCGAGCCCUGGACGAGACCAAGGCAGUCAUCCCCGCUUUGCGCGAACGCAUUACCAGUGCCCGCGAGAAAUUGGAGAGUCUCUUGGAUACGGCCAGUACGGACGAGGAACGAAAUACCGCCUUUGACGUUCUCAAAGCAGCCAAAGAAGCGCAGAAAGAUGACCCUAUUGCCGGCCAGUAAAGCACCCCUUAAGGGCCAGACGGGCUGUCCGAAUAUAUCAUCCCCGGAAGCCCCACCAGAUACCUGACAAUUUCACGGCUUCGGUGCUGCAACGGACUCGGUUCGAUAGUCUAGCCUCUCCGUACGGCAUGCCUGCUGCCUGCGUUCAACGAUCUGUCCAUCCCCAGACGGAACGGCGACACAAUCUACAUGUAACAAUAUCAACAUGAUAUCAAAAAACCACGAGUUGACUUGGCUCAGAAUGCAGUCUGCUGUAUGACAGGGUCUGGUCCAUGGCCGAGGUCCAUGGUCUUGGGGGUAUCUAGUGUAACAUUUCUCCUUGCCUCAGCAAUCAGGACUGGGCAACUUCCAGACACAGAACCAAUUCCUUCACGUCAUGUCCAUCGCAUCGCUUGGCUUCUCCACCACGACCCUGGGCAAUGCAUCUUCGGCCUCUCCAGAUUUCACUUCCUCCAUGUCGAUAUCUUCUUCUAUCACCCUAAGAGGGGUUGCAUCACCGACAUUCG